Molecule: messenger RNA, 677 nt
Organism: Eleginops maclovinus (Patagonian blennie)
Lineage: Eukaryota; Metazoa; Chordata; Actinopteri; Perciformes; Eleginopidae
Gene: rpl21
Product: ribosomal protein L21
Exons: 6
Coding region: 158-640 (160 amino acids)
Biological process (GO): translation
Cellular component (GO): cytosolic large ribosomal subunit; ribosome
Molecular function (GO): structural constituent of ribosome
Source: RefSeq, a predicted model, not a curated record
AGUUGACUGUGGGUCCGCAUACCAGCCCCUACAUGGCUUUUGUUCAGGCAGUGUCGUAGCCUACCUUGACUGUAUUUCACAAGGCGGAGUUUGGGGUCUUUCAGUCUCUCUUUUCGCCGUACCCGCCAUCUUGUAGAGACCGGGGAAAUCAGGCAUCAUGACGAACACCAGAGGAAAGAGGAGGGGGACGAGGUACAUGUUCAGCAGGCAGUUCCGCAAACAUGGUCCAAUUCCUCUGUCCACUUACAUGCGCAUCUACAAGAAAGGAGAUAUUGUUGAUAUCAAGGGCACAGGUACCAUCCAGAAGGGAAUGCCCCACAAGUGCUACCACGGCAAGACAGGUCGUGUGUACAACGUUACCCAACAUGCUGUCGGCAUCAUUGUCAACAAGCAGGUCAAGGGAAAGAUCCUGGCCAAGAGGAUUAACGUGCGUAUUGAGCAUGUGAAGCACUCAAAGAGCAGGGACAGUUUCCUGCAGCGCGUCAAAGCCAACGAGGCCAAGAAGGUGGAGGCCAAGCAGUUGGGCAGCUGGAUUGAGCUGAAGAGACAGCCUGCUCCUCCCCGUGAUGCUCACUUCAUCACCACCAAGAAGAACGUGCCCCAGCUGCUGGAGCCCAUCCCCUAUGAGUUCAUGGCAUAAAAAAGUGCUGAUGAAAAUAAAACCAUUUGUACACACA